AUGAAAAGGACAUAUGAGCCAGGAAAGGAAUACCAAAUUAGGCAGAAAAGCGAGAGGAGAAAGCAGCCAGAAGAGCUAGAAGAUACUGAAGUGGACGAAGAUGGGACAGAUAAACAGCCUAGGCUCUCGUUUUAUUUUGAGUCUAGCUCGAUCAAGCAAAAUACAGAUAGAGAAAGAGUUUUGGACGAAGUAGACCGAGUGGAGCAGUUGAUAACGUUAAACCUGCAGAAAAUCAACGAGAAUUUGAUGCAGUCUAACAACAUUGUGAGCAACAAGUUGAUACCGUCACUUGAAGCAUUCAACAAAAACUCGAAUAAAAUCUACAACAACAUCAGCCACAUCAAGGAAUUUUUUGAAAAUGCCGCCAAUGUCAACAUCCUCACCAAGAAGGAUAUCGGAUUACAGCAGAUGAAUGACAGUGACAAUAGCCAAGACCGGACAGGGGAUUCAGAUGAAAAUUUAAAGAGGGCUGGAGAGUCAAGUGAUUUUGAGCGUAACAGGAGUGCAAACAACAUUACCUCCGAGCUUUCUGAGUUUAAGGAUAUCAAGGACAGGUACAAACAGAACUUGGAAUCUGCCGGUGAGAAGGACGUCAGCGUAACACACACUGCCACCACACUGAAGCUAAACAAACUUCCCGAUUAUCUCAAAGAUAAUUCCAAUAGCAUUGGCACAGAGACUUUUUUGAGGGAUUUCAGAAUGAAUGCGGACGAUGAGUCAACGGGAAAACACCUGAAGCAGCAAAACAUUGCAGCACAUACGCCGGAAAGAGAGGCAGAAGGCGACAGAGAAAACACUGGACCCUCAGAAGACAAUCUAGCGAACAGCUACGUGAAAGAAAUCAUGGCUGGCUACGAGUCGCCGCCGUGGGAGGAGCCUCCCGUGCUGCAGUCGUCCAAGUUUACCUCGGGCCAUACCAAGAAGCGGAAGCGCCGGCCAAGUAGUGCCCACGGAAGAAACCAGCGUCAGAGUAGCAAUGAGGUGGGAGACAGGAGCAUGAGCGAGACCAACAAAGAUACAAGAACCCGAGGAAAAGACGAGCAAGAGGAAGAAGAAGAAGAGGAAGAGGAGGAGGAAGUUAGUAUAAGGUUUCCGUCUUCACCCAAGUAUGGGGCAGGAGGAAAGCUUCUCCGUACUGACAAAGGCAGACAAAAGGCUCUUGACUUUGCUCGUUCCGAAAUGAUGAAGAACCAUCCUAUUCUCUCCCUGCAACCACAGGAGAAGCCGAUGCGGAAGCCCGUCGCCAACACGCAGGACCCCUUCGACAGCACGGGCGAGAGGUAUGACACCACCAACAGCACCUUGGACGAUGCACCAGAGCUCAUGUCUGAGCUGCUUUCCCGGAGGAGGCAGCAACGGGAAGACGCUGACUAA
This is a messenger RNA of Pichia membranifaciens NRRL Y-2026, 1374 nucleotides long. RefSeq lists its product as hypothetical. NCBI's taxonomy places the organism in Eukaryota, Fungi, Ascomycota, Pichiomycetes, Pichiales, Pichiaceae. The record is from RefSeq and is a predicted model, not a curated record. Gene Ontology annotation, cellular component: mitotic spindle pole body; DASH complex; mitotic spindle. The coding region runs from base 1 to 1374 and encodes 457 amino acids. Gene Ontology annotation, biological process: attachment of spindle microtubules to kinetochore. The transcript has a single exon.